AUGUCUAGUCCGUCCGCUUUUUCUCGUACUUAUUGUAAUUUGACAACACCAACUUCACCCAUUGACAUGUACUCUCACAUUAGACAAACAAGGUCCGGGACCACUUCUACGGUUGACAUUGUAAUUAUAGAUAGUGACACUGAGGAUGACGUUGUCUCGUCACACGGUUCUGACCAUAAUAAUUCCUACUCUCGAAAUAAUAUGAACCAACAUACAUUUGGCAAUCAAAGUUUAUAUAAUUCUCCUGGAGUGAUUCCGCCUAGUAAUGUACAAAGUUCUUCGAUCGGAAACGGAGGUGGUCCAAUUCGAGCCAGAGCCAAUCCUGUUCGUUCGAAUCAUAAUCGCUCUAGUCCUAUUCGUUCUAGUCCUAUUCGUUCUAAUCGAUUACAAAGCUCUGGAUCGUCUCCAACGUGGCGAGGUUUGGCGAUAGUAAAUGUCACUACUAUUCAAUCUGUUCAGGGACCAAAUUCAAACCUUCAAUUCUCAUAUCGUCAUCACCGACAGCAUGCAUCGGCAUUCCAUCCUGUGCUUUAUGCAGACGAAAUAACCAUCGCUCCUCAACAUGAUCGUCCACAUUCCCAUGAUAAUGUUACAGGCGCUUCUCGAACAUUUCCUCCCAUUUUUCAAACAGAAAACGUAAUCCCUACUACGAUCAAUACUAACGAUAUCCAAAUUCUGAAUACUCCACCCAUGUCCACCUCACGACGAGAUAAUAAUGUUUCAAGGAAACCAGCAGAUGGUCACACGAGGAAUCCUGAAGACUCUGAUACUUUAAUUUGCGUAGAUUGUAAUGGCGUUCUUCGUGAAAAAUUAUGGGCGUUAGGCUGUGGGCAUGUUAUUUGUGGAGGUUGCGUAAACAAAUUUUUAGAAAAGAAGAAAGAGAAAACUCCAUGCCCAACAU
This is a messenger RNA of Dentiscutata erythropus, 901 nucleotides long. The record is from the annotation of a GenBank genome assembly. Lineage: Eukaryota; Fungi; Glomeromycota; Glomeromycetes; Diversisporales; Gigasporaceae.